This is a messenger RNA of Trichogramma pretiosum, 2055 nucleotides long. RefSeq names its product putative ankyrin repeat protein RF_0381. NCBI's taxonomy places the organism in Eukaryota, Metazoa, Arthropoda, Insecta, Hymenoptera, Trichogrammatidae. The coding region runs from base 1 to 2055 and encodes 684 amino acids. The transcript has 4 exons. Gene Ontology annotation, molecular function: protein binding. The record is from RefSeq and is a predicted model, not a curated record.
AUGGCAUGUAGCCCUCUAGAAGAGAGUAGAGAAGAAAAGCAAAGUCGAUUCAUCGAAUUGUUUAUAGAGCAAUGUGAUUGGAAUGAAGAGGAUUUAGUGGCAUUUAUUGUAGUUGAAUUUGAUGGCAAUGUCGUGGAUAUCAACUGGAUUAUAAAGACAGCUCUAGAAGCAGAAACAUAUCCUUACGAACUCCUUGAAAUACUUAUGGAAAAUGGCAUUGAGUUGCAAGUACUCAAUGACUUGGGCCAAACGGCAAUCCAUAUUGCGGCAAGAAAAGGAUAUGGCUCAAUUAUUAACACGUUUUUCGAACAUUCCGGGGGCGAAAAUGUCAGCGACAAUGAGGGACUCACGUAUUUUCACAUAGCCUGUAUGUAUGAGUGUUGUGAAUCGGUGCAGAAAUUCAUUGAUCAAGGCGUAGAUAUCAAUCUUCCGUAUUAUAAAGAUGGAUGUAAAGAAAUCCCAUUGUCAUUAUGCAUUAAAAACAGACCUUCAGAGGAUACAUUAGAAUUACUACUAAACAAUGGCGCUGAUUAUAAAUUGUUAGAUGGCUGGGACGAGGACCCUUUGAAGUAUCUCAAACUUUUAAGUCGAAGAUCUGAAACGUUGAAAUUACUCGCUGAUCCUUACUUCGAGAAACUCCUAAAAAAUGGAAAAAAUUCGGAGGUACUCGAAAAUCGCAGUGACAGUGCAGGAUUCACGUACUUACAUGCAGCUUGCAUAUGUGGCAACAUCAAGAUGGUACAGAAAUUCAUAGAUCAAAAAGAAGAUCUUGAUCUUAUUUGGCGCUCAUCAAGUGAUAUUAAUAAAACACCAUUGACUCUAGCUAUUGAAUUUAAUCAAAUAGAAGUAGUAGAAAUGCUCUUGAAAAAUGGUGCCAAUAAAAACGCGAAACUUGUGGGAAAAAAUCCGUUGCACGUUUACUUCGAGUGUCAUCAGGAUGAAUCUGAAAAAUCUCGUUUAUUGAAUUUACUCAUUAUUUACAAGUGCGACGUAAAUGAAAAAGACAGCGAAGGCUAUAGUCCGUUGUACCUUUACUUCAGUAAAUGCUGCGAAGCAAUUUGUGACACUUGUUCAUGUUGUAGGGAAGGAUUAGAAUACAAAAUAAUCGAGGAAUUGCACAGUAAUCUUAGGUGUCUGGAAAUUCUGCUUAAAAAUGAAGCCGACGUAAACGAAGUUUUUGCAGAAAAAUAUUUACAUGGGCGGUCAAUACUUCACUCGAUUAUUGGUUCUGAAAUAUGUUCAAGGAAUCAGGAAGGCCGUCACGGCUACAUCCAUAAAAACACAGUGGGUAUCAAAUUUGUCAGAACACUUUUGAAAUAUGGAGCCGAUGUUAAUGCCAAAGACGAUAACGGCAAUUCACCUCUUCACUUAGCUGUGUUGAGCAAUAAUCUGGAUGUAGUUCAGGUACUUUUAAAACGUGGAGCUUAUGUACAAAGUGUCGACCUCUCGAAGUUUCAUUGGCGCUAUCUGACAGUAUUGAAAAUUUUGGUCGAUGAAGUUAUUCUUAGUAAACCCAGCAUUGAACGGAGCGAUAGUCUACUCGUUGGUUCUUUGACACAACUUCGUUCGUUUCUGGCGUAUGUCCAAAGUAGGGAUUAUGAUGUUGAUCAGUUCGAGAGCCAUGAAAAAGAUCAUUUGGCUAAAAUAAUUCAUCGGCAUCUUCAUUUUGUUGAAAAGAGUAAUGCAUACAUGACAGUGGAGACGAAGGAUUGCCUGCAAAAAUUGCAAAAAAUGUUUACGUUGGGAAGGAAUGACGUUCUUAGAUAUAAUGCUGAAAUUUCAGUAGAAAUAGAAAAAUUAAACAAAAUGAGGAUAAAAGACGAUGUAUCUCUUCUUGAUCUCAAGGAGCGGAUGGAGCGUCUUCUCUUGAAAUCCAUGACUUUGUCCGUUGACUCGGAUACGAGAUUACGAUUCGUCGCGUUCGUAGCCGAGAUCGGCUACAAGACCGACUUGGACGCGAACCGAGUUGUUCUUCAGAAUCAACAAUCGAGACGUGCGAAAAACUAUCGAGAAAAUUCUUCCGGCAAUGGGCACUGGAAUCUCAUUUCAUACUAA